GAGAACAGUAGUGUUACGUCACAUCGUAAGUAUGGACGACGUGUAACUUUAAAAAAUUGUUCAAUUUACAAUAGUUAGUGUGUAAUUGUCGUAAAAAUGGGUGACAGUGUUAAUAUAAAAGCAAAUUCGUCUCAGAAUGAGCCAGCCAUGAAAGGAUGGCUUUUUAAAUGGACUAAUUAUUUAAAAGGAUAUCAAAGGAGGUGGUUUGUGCUUCAAAAUGGGCAUCUGUCUUAUUACAGGGCCGAAAAUAAUGGUGGUGUUACGACAUUGACAAUGAGAAGACGUCGAAGAUUCCGACAAGGGAACCAGGCCGAGAUGGCUCACACUUGUCGGGGUAGUAUUUCGUUACACGGUGCCUUGAUAUACACGGUGGAUGCCUGCACUUUCGUCAUUUCGAAUGGAGGGACCCAAACGUUUCAUAUAAAAGCGGCGUCAGAAGUGGAGCGACAACAAUGGGUUACCGCUCUCGAACUGGCGAAAGCCAAAGCCAUCGAUUCUAUUUGUGCUCCUCAAAGUCUCUCAGCCAACCGGAUUUACGUUACACGUCAUCACGUGUGUUACAAUUUGCCGACUACAGCGAAGCCAUACGCGCUCUUACGGGAAGACGAAGAAAUCGACGAUUCCGGUGAUUUAGAAGACUGGUCGGGCGUAGUUAGAAAAAUUGAAUCGCAGCUGAAUGAUUUGCAAACGUGCGCCGACGUACUGGCCAAGCACUGGAAGAAUUUAGCCAAAUCUUUAGGGGAAAUUGAAACGAAUCCGGAUCCAGAAUUGUUACAGGGGAAGAACAAGGAGGUGUGCGAGAGAGCGACGCUGUUUAGGAUCGCUUCGAAUGCCAUGGUCAAUUCUUGCGGAGAUUAUUUGAAAUCGGCCCAAAAUCAUGGGCACAAACUGGUAAGAGCCUUGCAACACGAAAAAGAACAAAGGGGUAGGUUACAGGAGAUGGUCGAGACGCUUGCGCAACAACAUUCUAAAUUGGAACGAGCCGCAAAUGCCCAUUCACAGAUUCCAGCAGUUAAAAUUGAUGAACCUACAAAUAAAUUCAUAAUCAGUGCUUUAGAGGUUCUGAAGAAGGUCACUCUAUCUGAUUCGGUUAUUCGUCUUGCAGUUAAUGCGGACAAUAACGAGGAGGACGAAUUUUACGAUGCACUACCGGAAGGCGGCGGUACACCAGGCCAAACCACCGAAGACCAUUUCACUUUGAGCACCCGGGCCGGUCACGAACACGGGCACGACCACGGGCACAGGCAAACCAGCUCUGGCAGUUCCAGCGAAACCGAAGAACCGCAAAGCACCAAACACGCAGUCUCCAUCACCGCCAAGCCAACCGCAAAGCGGUCCGAAGCGAGAUCGGGGCUUAGCAGUGGCAUCAGCAGCGCCGGUGCGUCGACCAUCGCUUUCGGCGGAUCGACGAUCGCUCUCCCGGGCACGGCGAUCGCUUCCAAAUUAUACAGAUCAUUAGGCGAAUCUCCCCAGGAAACCGUGCGUCAACGGCGUACCAGGAUACCAGACAAACCGAACUAUCCGCUCAAUCUGUGGAGCAUCAUGAAGAACUGCAUCGGAAAAGAUCUGUCAAGGAUUCCCAUGCCGGUAAAUUUCAACGAGCCGCUAUCGAUGCUGCAAAGGCUCACCGAGGAUUUCGAGUAUUCGGAAAUUCUGGAUAUCGCCGCCAAGAAGGUAAAAAUAGGUAUCCAAAUAAAAACUAAUUACAGGUGCACCGAUCCAUGUGAACAGCUCGCUUACGUGGCCGCUUUCACGAUUUCUUCCUAUUCGACGACCAGCAUCAGAACAGGCAAGCCAUUCAAUCCGCUGUUAGGUGAAACCUACGAAUGCGACAGAACGGACGAUCUGGGUUGGCGCAUAAUCAACGAACAGGUGUCCCAUCAUCCGCCUAUGGUUGUUCCAAUGGGUACUGCCCAAGUAGAAUUUAGAAAUGGAAACAGAUAUUCUUGGAGAAAAGUUUGCACUACUGUACAUAAUAUAAUUGUAGGAAAGCUGUGGGUUGAUCAGCAUGGUGAUAUGGAAAUUACAGGCAAAAAAAAUGCCACCGGAAUCAAGUGCAUCCUAAAAUAUAUUCCUUACUCUUAUUUCACUAGGGAUUCGCAGAGGCGCGUUAAAGGAGUGGUCGUCGAUGUUGACAGUAACGUAAAGUUUGUGGUCAACGGUACAUGGGACGAUCAAGUAGAUAUAGCACCAGUUACCGGUUCAUCUGAUAUUAAUAGUUCUAUCUACGAAACCGGCCAGCCGAUCAUAGCUUGGAAACGUCGCUAUCCUCCGCCGGAUGCCGAAAGGUUCUACAACUUCACCUUGUUGGCGGCCCAGUUGAACGAACCCGAGGAAGGCGUGGCGCCGACCGAUUCCCGUUUGAGACCCGAUCAAAGGCUCAUGGAGGAAGGCCUUUGGGACGAAUCGAACAAGGAGAAGCUCAGAUUGGAGGAGAAACAACGGGCCACCAGGCGGCGGAGACAGGCCGCCGAGACGGAUAGUGCUUCUGAGAAUGGAUCAUUAAUAGAACCGCAUUCUCCGGUAUGGUUCGAACAAGUGAAAGACGACGAAAUGGAUGACGUGUCCCAUUACGUUUACAACGGCAAAUACUGGGAUGCAAAAGCAGCACAAGACUGGUCUAUGUGUCCUGAUAUAUUUUAAUUAGACACUCUUAUAAUUUAUUUUAGAACUCCCAACAUUUUCUCUCCAGUUCCAUAUCGAUUUUAAUUUUUAUUUAUUUGUAUGGCUAAGGAAUUGUACAGGUAAUGGAUAUAACCGAGUAUUAUAAGUGGUUUGUUGAAAAAAAAAAAACGGUGUACUAAUAUUUACUUAUUUUGUUUUUUUUUUUUUUUGUAAAUAUUGAAAAAU
Molecule: messenger RNA, 2850 nt
Organism: Psylliodes chrysocephalus
Lineage: Eukaryota; Metazoa; Arthropoda; Insecta; Coleoptera; Chrysomelidae
Source: the annotation of a GenBank genome assembly